GUGGUAGAGCUGCUCAGUGAGAGCACACAACAUCGACGAAAUGUCCGACCCAGCUCAGCCGCACAAGCCUGGCGCCCCAUGGAGUGGACAGAACAAGAUCCCCACAGUGGGCCAAUUCAUCAAUCGUCUGGAUCAGGACAAGAAGUCGCGAGACCAGAAAAUAGAUCAGCAAGUCGGAGGCGACGUCGUUCCGCACAAGAAUGAGACGAAGCAGGAUCAGGAGGGACAGAAGACGGUGACGGAUCCGACGACCGGCAAGCAGGUCACAAUCGAAAACGUCAACGAUGCCUUUGUAGACCGAGCAAAGAAUCCCGUCCUCUCCGUCCCGAACGCGAAUCUAGGGAAAGACACACCUGUCAAGACAGAAGCAACACAGAGCAACCCAGAAUACAAGUACAAACAGGACAUCACAGCACCGCCCGAUCCAGUCGCGGAGGGCACCACCAGCGAUGUUCCCAUCCACGGUGAGAAGACGAACAUCUUGUUCCACCCUACACCAUCGGUCAGCUAUGAAGCGACAUUCGCGAGGUUGGAAGAGCGAGGGUUGUGGAUGAUUGUUGGAGUGUUCUUCGCCAUCAUCAUUCUUGGACGGACGUUUGGUGGCAAGUAUCUCGGCAUCAUUCCUCUUGCGGCCUGCGUAUCGAGUGGAAUUUGGUUAUGGAUCAAAGAGGUUGUGCGAUCUGGGAGAGAAGUCGAGUGGUCGUCGGAGAAAGAGCGCGGCAGGACGGCGACUGCGAACCUGCUGCCAGAAUCUGUCGAGUGGAUGAACACGCUCCUCGGUAUUGUCUGGGGUCUUGUCAACCCAGACAUGUUCCAAGCAGUGGCCGACACUCUCGAAGAUGUCAUGCAGGCUUCCGUUCCUGGAGUCAUUGAGAAUGUGAGAGUCGCUGAAAUUGACCAAGGCAGCAACCCCAUCCGCAUUCUCAGCCUCCGAGCUCUUCCGGACGACCACGUGGAGGACAUCAAGAAGGCCGUCCACGAGGAGAACAAGAAGAACAAGGACCCCCAAGAGGCCGCUGCUGACGAAGAGGGAGGCGACUACUACAAUCUUGAAGUAUCCUUUGCAUACCACGCCGAACCGAGUGGUAAGCGUGCCAGCGAGAAGGCCCGCAACAUGCACAUGCAGCUUGUCUUCUACCUUGGUAUCAAGGGGCUUUUCGGCGUCCCACUACCAAUCUGGGUCGAGCUGCAAAGUCUUGUUGGAACCGUUCGUCUGCGCAUGGCGAUGACCCCCCAACCUCCGUUUCUCAAGACACUCACCUUCACCCUCAUGGGCGUUCCUCAAGUCAGCGCCGGCUGCACUCCCAUGAUCAAAGCAGCGCCCAAUAUUCUCAACCUGCCGCUGAUCUCUCAAUUCGUAAACUACGCGAUCGGUGCCGCCGCCGGCAUGUACGUGGCUCCAAAGUCGAUGUCUCUCGACAUGCGCGCUAUGCUGCAGGGAGACGACAUCACCAAGGAUACACAAGCUCUCGGAAUCCUCUGGAUCCGCAUCCACAAGGCAACCGAUCUCAGCAAGCAGGACAGGAAGGGCUCCAAGCAUGGAGGCAGCGAUCCUUACAUCACCCUCGCCUUCAGCAAGUAUGGCAAGCCGCAAUACUGCACGAGGGUCAUCACGGACGAUCUCAACCCUGUGUGGGAGGAGACAGCGGGCUUGUUGGUCACGCCGGAACUCAUCAAAGCAGACGAGAACCUCAGUGUCGAGUUGUGGGAUAGCGACAGGCACUCUGCAGACGACAUCGUUGGAAAGGUGGAACUGAGCAUGCAGAAGCUGAUCCAGCACCCCGGCAAGAUGUACCCACAAGUUUCCAAACUCAUGGGCAUGGACGAGGGUUCAGAGAUGCCUGGUGAGCUACAUUGGGAAGUCGGCUACUUUGGCAAACCACAGUUCCGUAGUGCUCUCCGCACUGAUGGAAAGAACAAGGCUCUGCCGGACGCUCUCAAGAAUGACCCGAAGUUGCAAGACGAGAAGGGUGUCACCAACACCGACACGGACGACGCUGUGAAGACCACACCGCCUGACCCACUCUGGCCAAGUGGUAUCUGCUCUAUCAUCAUCCAUCAGAUCGUCAACUUGGAGUUGGAGAACGUCAAGGGUACCACCGGAAGCCGCAACGGACGAGAGUACGAACCAGCCAAGCCUUAUGGCGAGGCGGCUGAAGAGGAGGGUGGAGAUCUGCCCAACUCGUACUGCACAAUCCUGUUCAACGAUGAGCUCGUGUACAAGACCAGAACCAAGGCUGUCAGCCAGAAGCCAAUCUUCAACGCUGGAACCGAGAGACACAUCCGUGACUGGCGCAAUGCAAUCGUUACCGUCACCGUUCGCGACCAGCGACACCGCGAGCACGAUCCAAUCCUCGGUGUCGUUCCGCUCAAAUUGUCUGACAUUCUCGAGACAAGCAGUCAAGUCACCAGAUGGUACCCGCUCGAUGGCGGUGUCGGCUUCGGUCGUAUCCGUAUCUCGCUUCUCUUCCGCUCGGUCGAGACUCGCCUACCACCACAGCAACUGGGCUGGUCCGUCGGUACUUUCAUCUUCACCUCCGAAAGGAUUGUCGCCAAAGGCUACAAUCACCACGCCAAACUCAAGCUGCGCACAGGCGGUUCGAGUGGUAAGAUCUCUCGCUCAGCAUGUCACUCCCUUGAAGGCGGAGAGUCCGGAUACUACUGGGACCUCAAGUCUGCUAACGGACACGGCACAUCCAUCAGCCUGCCGGUCAAGUUCCGCUACCGCUCACCAGUUGUGUUCGAGUUCCACGUUGCCAACAAGCGCAAGGCCGAUGCAUACGCGGUCAUCUGGCUGCACCAGCUCAUUGACAAUGAGGACGCAGAAAUGGAUGUUCCUAUCUACCAAACUGCAGGCAGUGCACGCUUGACACAGAACUACAUCACCGAUGAGGCGCUCGCAUCUGGCACCGUUCCUGGACUUGAGGACAUCAAGGAAAUCGGCCGACUGUCCUUCACCGGCCGCUUCAAGGCCGGCAUGGACGAGAGCCACGAGCACUUUGUCGCGGACAACAACUCGCGCGAAACGUAUGAGACCUGGGAAGCCUGCCUGGCAGAAGGUGUACGCACCCGCGUGGUGGAGAAGGAGCUCCCUGAGACCAUCAAGCAACUCCAUGAAGACAGUCUCACCCAAGGCCGCGACGUGCUGAGUACCGCCUCUGAAGAGGAGAAGGAGAAGUGGCUUUCCAAGGAAGGAAUGGACUGGAGCGGAGCCUUUGGCGAAGAUCCCGCCGCCUUCGUUGACAAGAACGGCAAGAAGCGCCGCGAACCAGGUCGUGACCCACCUCUCCAGCCCGGCGAAGAUCCAGACCACGAUGGCAUCACGGUCGAAGGCGAAGAAGAGGAAGAGGAGGACAGUGACGACAGCGAUCUCGGCGUGCAAGAUGCUACGUCAGCCUCCUCUCCAACGUCCCGCAAGUCGAUUGGCACGAUGGAGUCUGGCUGGACAGCGGGUACGGGGGAUACGUACGAUACGCAGAACGAGGACCCCACGAAGCAGAAUAAGCGGACGGAGGAGAGAAAGCAGCGCGGAUUAAUGCAGUGGAAGCCGGCGAGAAAUUUGAAGUUUGCGAAGGAUCAGACGAUCAUUGGAGCGAGGAAGAUCAAGGGCAAGAUGGUUGGUGGACUUGAUGGGCGACAGCCGGGUGUGGAAACUGAGACGGGUCAGUAA
This is a messenger RNA of Zymoseptoria tritici IPO323, 3670 nucleotides long. RefSeq lists its product as uncharacterized. The transcript has 6 exons. NCBI's taxonomy places the organism in Eukaryota, Fungi, Ascomycota, Dothideomycetes, Mycosphaerellales, Mycosphaerellaceae. Gene Ontology annotation, molecular function: lipid binding. The record is from RefSeq and is a predicted model, not a curated record. The coding region runs from base 41 to 3670 and encodes 1209 amino acids.